GCUCCAGAAGUGCCUCCUACACAUUCUUCGCGUUGCGUGGGGAUUGUUCUAUUGCAAAUCGUCUUACGACCAUGGCGUGUGCUGCAGCAGCCUCCGGCGUCACGCUCCCCGCGGGCAACAUCGCCCAUGCUCGCCCUGCGGCCUUUUCGUCCUCUGCCUCCGGCGCAUCCUCCUCUUUGUCCGUGCGGAAGUCGUUCUCCGGACUGAGCAAAAGCUUUGCUGCUCGCCUGGCUGCUACCAAUGCACCCACUGGCAAGGCUGCUUCGGCAGCUGGAGUCAAGAUCGCGUCGCAGAAGCGGGGUGUGAUCACUGCUUCGGCGCAGGACAGCUACGAGCCACUCAUUGGUAAUGUUGCCCCAGACUUCGAGGCGGAGGCUGUGUUCGACCAGGAAUUUAUUAAGGUUAAGCUGUCCGAGUACAUUGGAAAGAAGUACGUCGUAUUGUUCUUCUACCCUUUGGACUUCACAUUCGUAUGUCCAACAGAAAUCACUGCCUUCAGUGACAGGUACAGCGAAUUCGAGAAGCUAAGCACGGAAGUUAUCGGUGUUUCCACUGACAGCGUGUUCUCUCACCUCGCCUGGAUCCAAACUGAUAGAAAGGCAGGAGGGCUCGGGGACCUGCAUUAUCCCAUCGUCUCGGACAUUACCAAAAAGAUUUCUAGGUCAUUUAAUGUACUGAUUCCGGAGCAGGGCAUCGCACUGAGGGGUCUAUUCAUCAUUGACAAACAGGGAGUGAUCCAGCACGCAACCGUCAACAACCUUGGUAUUGGGCGAAGCGUUGACGAAACUCUGCGGACUCUGCAGGCCGUACAGUACGUGCAAGAUAACCCAGACGAGGUGUGCCCUGCUGGCUGGAAGCCUGGGGAAAAAACGAUGAAGCCUGACUCGAAGCUAAGCAAGGAGUAUUUCGAGGCCAUCUGAGGGACUAGUCUGGCGGCUGCUGCUGGUGCUGCUGUGUGGUCAUCUUUUCUGGGAUGGCGCGCAAAUAUAUUGCAGCUUGAUUUAGCCUAAUAUUGAGUAGUAGGUGUUACCCGUUGUUUGUGAGGGACGCAAAUUUGUGUUGAUUUGGGUCUCUGUUGUAUGCACUUCGAGAAACGGUGUUAUGUCGACCUCGAAUGCUAAGGGGACUUCUUCAGCACGUUUUCAGGUUAUAUGCACAAUUUAUUGGCGCCAUGAGCAUCAUAAUUUGAGUCAUUCUCUGGUGUCAA
Physcomitrium patens is the source of this 1207-nucleotide messenger RNA. RefSeq names its product 2-Cys peroxiredoxin BAS1, chloroplastic. Gene Ontology annotation, biological process: response to oxidative stress; cellular response to stress; cell redox homeostasis. The record is from RefSeq and is a predicted model, not a curated record. NCBI's taxonomy places the organism in Eukaryota, Viridiplantae, Streptophyta, Bryopsida, Funariales, Funariaceae. Gene Ontology annotation, molecular function: thioredoxin peroxidase activity.